ACUGAACUGGUAAACAUGAGUGGAAGAGGCAAAGGAGGAAAGGGACUCGGUAAAGGAGGUGCCAAGCGUCACCGUAAAGUCCUCCGUGAUAACAUCCAGGGGAUCACCAAGCCCGCUAUCCGCCGUCUGGCUCGCCGUGGCGGAGUGAAGCGUAUCUCCGGUCUCAUCUACGAGGAGACCCGCGGUGUGCUCAAGGUGUUCCUGGAGAACGUGAUCCGUGACGCCGUCACCUACACCGAGCACGCCAAGAGAAAGACAGUGACCGCCAUGGAUGUGGUUUAUGCUCUGAAGAGACAGGGCCGCACUCUGUACGGCUUCGGAGUCCUUGGUAAGUGUUUACUUCUUGGCGGCCUUCUCGGUUUUCUUGGGCAGCAGGACAGCCUGGAUGUUGGGCAGCACGCCGCCCUGAGCGAUGGUCACUCCGCCCAGCAGCUUGUUGAGCUCCUCGUCAUUGCGGACAGCCAGCUGCAGGUGACGGGGGAUGAUACGAGUCUUCUUGUUGUCACGGGCAGCGUUUCCAGCCAACUCCAGGAUCUCAGCGGUCAGGUACUCCAGCACAGCUGCCAGGUACACGGGGGCACCGGCACCAACACGCUGGGCAUAGUUCCCUUUACGCAGCAGUCUGUGGACACGACCGACUGGGAACUGGAGCCCGAAGCAGAGACAAUGGCAAGAACCAAGCAGACCGCUCGUAAGUCCACCGGAGGCAAAGCCCCCAGGAAGCAGCUGGCCACCAAGGCAGCCCGUAAGAGCGCACCGGCUACCGGAGGCGUGAAGAAGCCUCAUCGUUACAGGCCCGGUACCGUGGCCCUGAGAGAGAUCCGUCGCUACCAGAAGUCCACCGAGCUGCUCAUCCGCAAGCUGCCCUUCCAGCGCCUGGUCCGUGAGAUCGCUCAGGACUUCAAAACCGACCUGCGCUUCCAGAGCUCCGCCGUCAUGGCUCUGCAGGAGGCCAGCGAGGCUUACCUCGUGGGUCUCUUCGAGGACACCAACCUUGCUGUAAUUGUAAACAUGAGUGGAAGAGGCAAAGGAGGUAAAGGACUCGGUAAAGGAGGCGCCAAGCGUCACCGUAAAGUCCUCCGUGAUAACAUCCAGGGGAUCACCAAGCCCGCUAUCCGCCGUCUGGCUCGCCGUGGCGGAGUGAAGCGUAUCUCCGGUCUCAUCUACGAGGAGACCCGCGGUGUGCUCAAGGUGUUCCUGGAGAACGUGAUCCGUGACGCCGUCACCUACACCGAGCACGCCAAGAGAAAGACAGUGACCGCCAUGGAUGUGGUUUAUGCUCUGAAGAGACAGGGCCGCACUCUGUACGGCUUCGGAGGUUAAACUCUUCAGAGUUCACAUCAUCAACAACAACAACAACGGCUCUUUUAAGAGCCACACACUGAAUCAAUAGAGACCGACAUGAUCCUCCAGUUUGUAUUUAAAUUGCCACCUUCAUGCGGAUGUCCAUUAUUUAUAAAUCAUAAAUAAUCAAAUAACUCAAAAAUAAAAGCCUAACUGACA
This is a messenger RNA of Notolabrus celidotus (New Zealand spotty), 1503 nucleotides long. RefSeq lists its product as uncharacterized. The transcript is spliced from 5 exons. Gene Ontology annotation, cellular component: nucleosome. Gene Ontology annotation, molecular function: structural constituent of chromatin; protein heterodimerization activity; DNA binding. The record is from RefSeq and is a predicted model, not a curated record. Lineage: Eukaryota; Metazoa; Chordata; Actinopteri; Labriformes; Labridae. Gene Ontology annotation, biological process: nucleosome assembly. Bases 16 to 1323 code for a protein of 435 amino acids.